UACAUAAAUACAUUCAUAUGUAGUAAUUUGUUGAACGAAAAUUCAAAAUUUGAAAAUAGUUAGAGGCUUGUGAAACGAUACGCAGAGGAAACCCAACAGACUACGGACACAACUGGCCCGUACCAAACGCCAUUCACAGUUGAGCUAUUAGCACUUCCACCGACUUUUCGCAUUGAUUGUCUCUCAAUCAAAAUCAAUCUAGAAUGACAGUUUUGGUCUCAUAAAUAGCAUAAACUGGCCCCUCCUUCUAAGUAUCCAUAAAGCUCACCUUUCCGAAAUUGAUCAUAUUUGGUGAGCUCACUUCGUCAGAACUCCUUAAGAUAGAUCAGCUGAACAGAGGCGAAGUAAAAAUGCAAUAGAACAAAAACAUUUCAAACAGGAAAAUAUCUCUGUAAAAACCUCAAUUUUCUAUGGAGCAUUCCUUUAAAAUUCCGAAAUAUAACCGACUGGUCUAAACUGAUCAAAGUGUUCUGCAAAGCUAAAGUGAGAUUCGAUUAAUUCACAAGAUAGUGACUAGCUCUUUAGAUGCUCCCAAACACUCAAACAGUCUUCAAAAUUUGUUUCGGUACAGCGUCCAUGGGCAUGACGUUUAUUUCUCGAAUGCUUGCAUCGUUAGAAACUGUAUCUAGAUUUCUUAGAUGCGGUCUAGAUUAAUGUAUUUUCUGUAAUUAUUUUUAUAAUCUGAACAGCGUAUAAUAAGUUUACCAUGAAAUUUGUAAAACUCAGACGUAAACGUCGUCGUCAAUAAGACAAGCAGAGUCGAUCUGCAGGUUUGUCUGUUUGUAGGUACCAGCUUAUCUAUCUGCAAUUUUGAAUACGUCCUUUUCUCUCUACAUCUGCCAUAUAAGGCAUGUUGAAAGCAUGUCCUUUUAUGGAAAAAUUGACCAUAUUCACAAACUGGAAGAAGAAGUACAGACUUGACCUUAAAAAAUAUUGCAGUUAAUGGCGUUAAAAUUCCGACUGUCAAUAACUCUAAGAUUUUAGGUGCGACACUCUACAGCCUGUGUUCCUUCACUCCUCACACGACCGCGAUUAUUGCCAAAGUAUAGAGCCGUAUUAAAUUCCUCAAGUCGCUAGCCGGCAGCACAUGGGGAAAAGACAACGUUGUUGGCAAUAUACAAGGCAAUCAGCCGUUUCGGUCCUUAACUACACCGCACCAAUAUAGUCGCCUGGAUCCAGUGAAACGCAAACGGGAUGCCUUUUGAUGUUUCCUAUCGAACAUGUGCACAGCGAGGCCCAUAUGCUCCCAGUUAAGGAGUAUAAUGAAUUCUUCUUCAAGCAGUUUCUGCUGGGGUGUUUUCGUAGAAAUCAUCUUCUUGAAGCGGAACCGCCUCCUAGGAGCAUCAAGAGGUCCUUCCUCAACUAUGUCGACGACAUGAGACAAUAUGCUGAGCAGUCUUCGGAUGCAACCAACAAACUGUCUCCCAUUGCAGAUGACGAGAUCAAGUUGCGGCGAGAAUUGAGAGUGACCCUUGCCCUUUUAUUGCAUAGAAAUUAAGCAUUUGUUUUUGUUCUUUCUUCUUUUUAUUUUUGUUUUUUUUUUCUCAUGAUGCAGUUUGUUCAUAUACUUAAAUGAUUCGAAGAAAUCAUGUCUCAAUUUGUCGAAUAUACUGAGCCAGUGUGGCGUGGCAUGAAUAUGCGAGACUUGAAAGUUGAUGAAGCAUACUUAGUGGUCAAAUCUCACUACAACAAACCGGCUUAUCUUUACAGUCGGUCUGAAGAAUGUUACACAUGCCCAUUUAGCUUUGUGAAAUCAAUGCACAACUUUACAUUCAAAUUAAAUGUGGCGCGUGGCUGGGAAUUUAAAGUGUAUGACAAAGAAAUGGAUGCGCUGACCGCUAAUGAAGUGCAAUGCAAUGACACGAACUGUAACAGUGUGUGCGAUUUGUAUGCGUCCGCAACAGAGUUGCAAGAAUUUGGGGUUUAUAAUUUUACGUUGCAUGAAAAUGGUAGCUGUGAGCUGAUAACAGAUAAAGCGGGCGUCAAUGUCAAUUUAUCGCUCGCUUCGGUGUUUAUCCUAGUCACUUUGGUUUUGGCUGCGAUACGAAUGGCUUGCUGCGCUUGGCGUUCGUAUACAUUCAGCCCCGAGGCGGCCGCUGCAACUGAAAUCAAUGCUGCGGUUGCGCCUGCGCAGACGAGCAAACGAAUGCGCAGUUUGGAUGCUUUUAGGGGCAUGGCAAUUGUUUUGAUGAUAUUUGUAAAUAGUGGCGGCGGUGACUACUGGUGGAUCGAACAUGCACCUUGGAAUGGUCUACAUUUGGCAGAUGUUGUCUUUCCUUCAUUCUUAUGGAUUAUGGGCGUUUGCAUACCGAUUUCGAUUAAGUCGCAAGUGGCGCGUGGGACGUCGAAGGCGCGAAUAUGUCGACGUAUCGUUUGGCGUUCACUUAAACUAUUUGCUAUCGGCGUAUGUCUAAAUUCCAUUAAUGGUCCACAAAUGUCCAAUUUACGUAUAAUGGGUGUACUACAACGGUUUGCUGUUGCAUAUCUAGUCUGUGGAUUGGUUCACACCGUCUUUAUUGAGAGGGAGUUUGUGAUGCCUCAGAUUGCUUGGAAGCGCGCUUUAUGCGAUAUUAUUUUAUUGAAAACAGAAUUUUUGGUAAUGCUCUCACUCAUUGCCAUUUACUUGGGUUUAAUCUUCGGACUUCCGGUGCCAAAUUGUCCGACCGGUUAUCUCGGUCCUGGCGGCAAGCACGCGAACGCACAAUAUCCCAACUGUACAGGCGGCGCUAACGGUUAUGUAGAUCGUUUGAUUUUAGGCGAUGCGCACAUCUAUCAGCAUCCCACCGCGAAAUUUAUAUACGGCGCACAGGCUUUCGAUCCCGAAGGUGUCUUUGGCUGCCUUUUGACUGUGGUGCAGGCAUUUUUAGGCGUCCUCGCUGGUGUUAUUAUAUUGGUGCAUACCGGUUGGAGCGCACGCAUUAAACGCUGGCUGUAUUGGUCGCUUGCUCUGGCUCUGCUGGGUGGCGCCCUUUGCUUUUUCACUGUGGAAGCUGGUCCCAUACCAAUUAAUAAAAAUCUUUGGUCUCUUUCUUUUGUUUGUGUCACCUCUGCUUUGGCUUUCUUCAUGCUCAGCAUACUCUACUUUGUUAUUGACGUGCGUCGCUGGUGGACGGGCUAUCCGUUUGUGGAGUCUGGCAUGAAUGCAAUUAUUAUGUAUGUGGGUCAUACCGUUAUGCAUAAAAUGUUGCCGUGGCACUGGCGCAUUGGACCGAUGAAUACCCAUUUCGUGCUUUUGCUUGAAGCCACUUGGAAUACCUUACUUUGGGUGGCGAUUGCACUCUAUUUAGAUUCUAUUAAGUUUUAUUAUAGUUUAUAAGGUGUAAAGCUAAAGGAAUUAUCCAGUAUCAACUGUUAAAUAUAAUGGAUUUUAUAGAAUUGUAAAUAUGUAUGUAAAUUUUUAUUUUAUAUAUACAUAUACUACUUCAUAAACUCAAGCUUAAAUUCGAAUCAUGUAAAUAAAUAUAUAUGUA
Bactrocera tryoni is the source of this 3470-nucleotide messenger RNA. RefSeq names its product heparan-alpha-glucosaminide N-acetyltransferase (gene Hgsnat). The coding region runs from base 1589 to 3316 and encodes 575 amino acids. Lineage: Eukaryota; Metazoa; Arthropoda; Insecta; Diptera; Tephritidae. The record is from RefSeq and is a predicted model, not a curated record. The transcript is spliced from 10 exons.